This is a messenger RNA of Bursaphelenchus okinawaensis, 1766 nucleotides long. The record is from the annotation of a GenBank genome assembly. Lineage: Eukaryota; Metazoa; Nematoda; Chromadorea; Rhabditida; Aphelenchoididae.
AUGCGUAAGCUGAACGACAGCUGCGUCAACUAUUUUUUAAAAUACAGCCUUGAGCUACUCGAACGACCUCUGAAUGUCUGGACACUUGUAAGUUUUUGGUAUAAAAGAAAUACUGUGAUAGUAAUAUUAUUACUGUUAUAUAUAAGAUUAAUACUUUAAUAUUUAAAGAUAUUAAUGUAACGUUUAUGAUAAGUACUGUAAUGAUUAAAAUUAAUAUUCUAAUAUUUUAAAUUACUGUAAUAUUUGUACCGAGAUUCAUAAUAUCGUCUAAACAAUAGAAAGAUUAGCAGUUGGAGUAAUAUAUUAUAUAAUUUUCCUUUUAGGCCGUUUCCAAACGCUACGCAGAUGUAGAUCAAUUAAAUGUGCGCAUGUACCUAUGCAUUUUAAACAACCGCUUAAACCUAAAGAUUUAUUCUACGUCGUGUGACGUAAAGGACGGUGAAUUCAGUUUUGCGCAGAAUUUAAUUGGACUUCGACUUUUGUUAGGUUUGAAACGUCCAGAACAUUUGUUCGUGCAUCAUUUAUCUAGCAAUACCAACGUGAAAAGACUUUACCAAGUUGCAUCAAGUAUCAAAAGUAAGUGGUUGUUCAGUCAAAAAAUUUUUAAAGAUUAACAGACAGACCACGUUAAAAAUUUUUUAAAAACUUUUUUAAUUGUUGGAAGAUACUGUCAAAAAUAGUUUUUUAUAGGCUAUGUCAAUGAUCAAGCUGUUUACUUUCAGACGCGUGCAAUCCUAAAAUUAAGAUUGUUUGUGGUACAACAUACAGAUCGUGGGCCCUAGGAUGGGAAGUUUUGGUAGAAUCGUUAAGACAUCUUAUAGUAGCCGUUCUUGUAAACGAUUUCAGAACAAUUCACUUUUUUAAUGAUUGGAAGAUCGAUGAGUUGGAUUGCAGAUUUAUAAAUCAACAAACUAACCAUUGUAAGUGUUCUCCUUAAUUAUAAAGUGUCAUUCACCUUUUCUCUCUCCCCCCUCCCCCCCCCCUCCCAAUAUUUUUCAAUGGAAUUCAUUCUCAGCUACUGUCAAUAUUAUGUUUAAAGAAUUCUUUAAAAUGUGGUAAAAAUUGUGAUAUCUUUAGAUACAGAAGCCUUGUCUGCUAUUCGAAUCAAACAUAUCCUGUGUGAAGGAGAUAUUAUCCUUUCCUUUUUGCGAAAUGGUACCGAACAUGAUACUUUGGAAGAAAAAAUCACAAUUGACGAGCCGUUUCGUUUGGAAGAACUGAAAGAAUUUGCAUUCUACUUUCCUGAUCUGCGCAAACGCUUACCCAAACUAAGAAAAUUCGUUAUUGCAGGUCAGGAUUGGGGUAAGUAAAUAGAAAAGGACCUUACUUUACCUACGCUACCCUACCUUAACUUAAUAUACCCUAUCCUGCCCCACCCAACCCUAAACUACCUUAUCUUUUACUAAACCUUCUGCAACAUAUCUUCUAAGUACUUUACCAUACUAUAAACUUUUUUUAUUAAAAUUGAGAUUUCAGAUUGUGGUAAAAACAAAUAUGACGAGUUGGUGAAAGGAAUGGCACAAAUCGAAUUACUAUCAAACUUGGCUGCUCAAGAUCGUAACGUUUAUUUUAGCUUAGAUAUUAAAUGUUUUCAUGUUGAAAAACAUAUUGAAGACACCGAAGCCGAGCGGAUAAUUGAAACGACGAAACGUAUAAUCAACUUUCCUUUUCAACAAGUAGCAAAGAAGAGGUUUUUAUACGAAGAAACUGUCAAAAAUCUUCAUAUCCGUUUCGAACUGAAUCUUAUAAAUUCUGUCUUUUAUUAG